This is a messenger RNA of Quercus robur (English oak), 3288 nucleotides long. Its product is annotated as receptor-like protein 15. Gene Ontology annotation, molecular function: protein binding. Bases 150 to 3149 code for a protein of 999 amino acids. The record is from RefSeq and is a predicted model, not a curated record. The transcript has 5 exons. NCBI's taxonomy places the organism in Eukaryota, Viridiplantae, Streptophyta, Magnoliopsida, Fagales, Fagaceae.
UAUCAGUAAUCAGUAUAUAUGUCGGAAGAUGGUGGCCAAUUUUGAUUCACAAGGCCACUUUGUUUCUAAUCAUAAGUUAACUGAGCGUGUAGGACAUAAAUUGUGUCAGUCUUAUUGUCAGAGAAAGACAGAAAAAGGAAAAAAAAUUAAUGGAGUUGAGACGUUUUUGGUGGUGGGUAUUGUUAGUUUCGGUUCAAUUAGGUAUGAAUGGGUGUUUUGGUUGCUGGGAGCAAGAGAGAAUUGCUCUCAUGCAACUUAAAGCUUCCAUGAUCAACUGCUCAUAUGGAAACCAUAAUUUUGCAUCUUGGGACUCAACCAACAAAGAGAGUGAUUGCUGUGAGUGGGAAAGAGUCAAGUGCAACAUCACUACUGGACAUGUAAUCCAACUUGAUCUUAAUCAAGUGUGCUCUUGGUCUCCUUUGUAUUCCGAAAGUCCAAGUUGGUACCUGAAUGCCUCUCUAUUUCUUCCUUUUGAAGAGCUCAAAUACCUCCAUUUGAGGGAUAAUUUCAUUUCUGGAUGGGUCUCAAAUGAAGGUUUUGAAAGAUUCCCCAUGUUGAGCAAGCUGGAGGUGCUUGAUUUGAAUGGUAAUAAUUUCAAUAACAGUAUUCUGUCAUCAUUCAGUGCAAUGGCCUCGCUUAAGAAACUAGAUUUGAGUUACAAUAAUUUGCAUGGAGCAAUAAUCGACAUCCGAGAAUUUAAAGCAUUUAGCAGCUUGGAGGAGCUCUACUUAAUGGGAAAUUGGAUCAGUGGAUUCGUGGCAAUAAAAGAGUUGGGUGCACUAAACAAGCUAAAGCAGUUGCGUUUGGAUGAUUCAUCCAUUGAUAAAAGCUUCCUUCAUAUGGUCGGAGUUCUCACUUCUCUUAAUGUAUUGACAAUGUCACACUGUGGAUUCAGUGGCAGUUUACCUGCCCAAGGCUGGUGUGAACUUAAGAAACUCCAAGAGAUAGACAUCAGUCACAAUCGUUUUGAUGGGAUACUGCCUUCAUGUUUGGCGAAUUUGACAUCACUUCAAGUAUUGGAUCUCUCUUAUAAUCACUUCAAUGGGAACAUUGCCCUCUCCCAAUUAUCCAGUUGGACAUCACUUGAAUACCUUUCUUUGUCAAAUAAUGACUUCUUGAACCCUAUCAGUUUGUCCUGGUUUUUCAACCACUCAAAUCUUAAAGUCCUAUUAAAUGAGAACAAUAAAAUAGCUUUCGAACCUAACUCUCAUGGUGGGACUCCAACCUUCCAGUUGGAAUUUCUCAUUAUGUCUAACUGUUCAUUUGACGGACUCAAAAGAACACCCAGAUUUCUUCAAUACCAAUAUGAUUUGCAAGUAGUUGAUCUCUCCUUCAACAAUUUGGUUGGGAAGAUCCCUACUUGGUUGGUAGAGAACAACACAAGAUUGGUCUGUCUUGUUUUAAUGAAUAACUCUUUCACAGGGCCUUUCAGGGUGUCAAAUGAUAUUCGUCCCAACAUUAGGUACAUUGAUAUUGCAGUUAAUUACAUAGAAGGCCCAAUUCCAGCAAACUUCAGUUUAAUUUUUCCAAAUUUAGAGUACUUAAACAUGUCCAACAAUGCACUUCAAGGAAGUAUUCCUUCUUCCUUUGGGAAUUUGGUUUCCUUAUGGAUUCUAGACUUGUCUAAGAACCAAUUAUCAGGAACAAUACCAAUGCAUUUCGCAGUCGGCUGCUACUCAUUAGCAUUUCUCAAAUUGUCAUAUAAUAAUUUAAGUGGCCAAAUAUUUCCUACCAAUUCUAAUAUGACAGCAUUGUCAUAUUUGUAUUUGGACAACAAUAAAUUUUCAGGAAAGAUCCCGAAAAGCAUCUCAAUAGUAAGUUAUGGGUCAAUUGAUUUUAGUAAUAACUAUUUAUCGGGCAUGAUUCCAACAUGGAUGGGGAACAUGUCCGGUUUGAAUUUACUUUCUAUGGCUAAAAAUCAGCUUGAAGGUCCUAUUCCAUUUGAGCUGUGCAAACUAGAUCUUCAAUUACUUCACCUGUCCUACAACAAUUUGUUUGGCUCCAUUCCAUCUUGUUCCAAUUUGUCACGCACUGAAUUUCUAUAUCUGAAUAAAAAUUCGUUGAGUGGUCUAAUUCCAAGUUCAUUAAUCCUAAACACUUCCGAUCUAAUUGGGCUAGAUCUUCGAGAUAACCACCUAACCGGAAACAUUCCCCAUUCAAUUGGUAGCCUCCCAAGUUUAAGAAUUCUCCUCUUGAGGGCAAAUCAUUUACAAGGAAGGAUUCCAAUUCAAUUAUGCCUUUUGCAGACCUUAAACAUGUUAGAUCUUUCCUACAAUAAAUUUUCAGGUCCAAUACCUCAUUGCUUGAGUAACAUUACUUUGAAGGCAUCUUUUCAAGAAGAUGAUUUACGAGGUCUCUCAUCAGGAUUGGGUUCUACUAAUAGCUUUCUUCCUUCAUUGCCAUACUUUGAAACAAAGUAUACAACCCCACCAGAUGAGGAAUUUCCCAGAAUUCAUUGGGGCGCUUCUCUGAAUGUGAAACCAGAAGCAGAGUUCACAACAAAGAGAAUAACUUACUCCUAUAAGGGUGACAUCCUUCAAUAUAUGUUUGGAAUUGACCUCUCAUGCAACAGAUUAGUUGGUGAAAUCCCGCCCGAGCUUGGAAGUAUGAGCAACAUUCGUGCAUUGAACUUGUCACACAACAGUCUAUCCGGACCAAUACCUGUAACAUUCUCAAAUUUAAAACAGAUAGAAAGUCUGGAUCUUUCCUACAACAAUUUGAAUGGUAAAAUUCCACUUCAGUUGACAGAAAUGACCUCUCUAGCAGUCUUUAGUGUGGCACACAACAACUUAUCAGGCACAACACCGGAUAGAAAAAAUCAAUUUGGAACAUUUGAUGAAAGCAGUUACGAUGGGAACAUUUUCCUGUGUGGACCUCCAUUACAAAAUAAUUGCACCAAAAUGAGACCACCAUCUACAAUGCCAGUGGAUAAUGAAGGGGAAGAAGGUGAUAUUUUCAUGGACAUGGGUGUCUUCUACAUAAGCUUUGUGGGGGCUUACAUAACAGUCCUAUUGGGAAUUGUUGCAGUUCUUUUCAUAAAUCCAUACUGGCGUAGGGCGUGGUUUAACCUUAUUGAAGUGUGUAUUGACACUUGCUACUGUUUUGUUGUGGUUCAUUACCAUAAGUUGUUCAAUUACAGGAGUGCAUAGCCUUGCAUUGCUACUGUUUUGUUGUGGUUCAUUACCAUAAGUUGUUUGAUUUCAGGCUUGCAUAGCCUUCCAUUUUAAUGAUUACAUAUAUGAGUGUCUCUUCUUGUUGGAUUUUGAAUCUAAAGAUUGAAUUUUAAUA